Molecule: messenger RNA, 4006 nt
Organism: Lethenteron reissneri (Far Eastern brook lamprey)
Lineage: Eukaryota; Metazoa; Chordata; Hyperoartia; Petromyzontiformes; Petromyzontidae
Product: acylphosphatase-1-like
Molecular function (GO): acylphosphatase activity
Source: RefSeq, a predicted model, not a curated record
UGGUGGUGGUGGUUGUGAUGGUGAUGGGAGGAGCAGUAAUUGUCGCCGUCUCUCGGUUGAUCCCUGACCCCGGAAUAAAAACAAUAAACCACUGCUUCUACUACUGCAGUUGUCGCUGUUGCCCUGGGUUGCGGCGUUUGUGCCACUUUGAAUGGCGCGGGGAUUGCAGCGCCUGGUCAGCUUAAUGGGUUUCAUCGCUUAAAUUGAUUCUCUGGACUCGGUCACAACCACACACUUUCGUGCUGCCCUCUGCUGUAUCAGUCUCAUUACAGCCCUCAUCCCACUGCUGCCCUCAUCCCAGCGCUGCCCUCGAUUCAGCGCUGCCCUCACCGGGAGUGAAAAGAAGAAGAAGUAGCAGGUGCCAUGGCGAACGCGGCCGCUCUGGCGUCGAUGGACUUCGAGGUGUUCGGCAAGGUGCAAGGUGUCUUUUUUAGAAAGCACACAAGGCAGGAGGCAAUGCGGCUCGGCCUGGUGGGCUGGGUGCGCAACACUGAGCGGCACACGGUGGAGGGGCGUGCGCAGGGCCCGCCAGACCGCACAGAGCAGCUGAAGGUGUGGCUGAGCACAAAGGGCAGCCCCAAAAGCCGCAUCACCCGUGCCGAAUUCUCGUCGGAGCGAACCGUGGAGAAGGCAGAGUACAGCGACUUCCGCGUCGUCAAAUAGACGCCGCGAGGGGCCGGAUCUCCCCUCCCCUCUACCCACAGGGUCUUUAUAACCCUGGCUAACAGCAUGCAUCGUUUUGUCAUUGCGACUUAAUCAGGUUAGGGACUGCGGUGCUGGCUUUAGCCCUAACUUAGCCCAACGUGAGGCUAAACCAGGUUGGGGCAGUGGUUCGAGCCUGGUCAUUAACUCAACCCCUAACCCAGCCAACGUGAGGCUAAACCAGGUGAGCGCUGUGGGUUCAGCUGUCGCCCGGAUAUCAAAACUCAACCCAGCCCAGUAUGCAGUUAAACUGGGUGAGGACUGUUGUUCUUAUCCAGGCCUGACGAGAGGUGGAGAAAGGAGUUACCGGGGUAUCGGGGGGUACUGGGGGUACUGGGGGCCCUCCCCAGGACAAGAUUGUUUAAUUUAUUUUUAUUUACAUGAUGUGGGCCCCUAGCAAAGGUGAUGUACUGGGGCACCUGGUUCUAGCCCUGACUCUUUCACUGUAAGCCUAGCCCAGCCCAACAAGGAAGCAUGCAAAAAACAACAACAAGGUUAAGGCUGUGGAUCUAUCCAUGACCAUGACUCUAACCCGCACACAGUCAAAUAGCGAGGCUAAAUCUCAAUUAGGUUAGGGCUAUGGUUUUAGCUCUGGCCAUGCCCCUUAAGCCUCGCCCCAAGUAAGCCUAAACCACACAGUUACUGGCUCCUGAAUUAAUAUCUAUACCUCGACAUCAUGCAUCUUCUGCCUUACGAUAACACGUACAAUUUUACAUCCACACCCAGCCCUGACCGCUAGUUGUACAAUUAAUGCUUGGACGCUGCCUGGUUUGUUUGAACAAAAAAAUGUGAAAGGCAGACGUACCAUACACACAGGGAUUGUGCAAUGUUUUCAGUAUGCGUUUUGUUUAGCAGCAGCAGCAGCAGCAGCAAAGUCGUGUGUAGCUGUCGGCUUAAAAUACUUUUAUGUUCAUUUGCUGUGGGUUGGGUCUCCCAGGGUUUGGGCAACCCCUUUACUCAAGGUGGCCAGUAUUCUCUGGUGUAAGUCCGUAAUAGCAACACAACUCUUAGCUUCACUCAACGUGGCCAGUAUUCGCUGGUGUAAGACCAUCAAUCAUUUCCUGUCAUCAAUUUCGCUUUCACCGAAUUCACGCAUCACAGAUGUUCCCAUUGCUUCCUCUCUUCUAUUUCAUUCACCUCAUCUCGCCCAUUACAUUCACACGCUGUACCGCUGUUAAUUCUUUGUAAAGCGCCUUGGUUAAGGCGCUGUAUACAUUCCGUUAAGAUACGAUAGCAACACGACUUUUAGCUAAAGUUCGGUUCGUAUUUGAUCAUCGUUACGAGAGUUGUGAUCUCUACCAUCCCGAUAACGCAUAAAUGGGAAUGAAGGCGCACAGCUAUAAAAGCAAACAGGCUGACACUUUACUUCAGCUGGUAAAGCUAAUUGAGCUAAACAGCUGUUAAGGACUGACCACAACCCAACGGUGGUCGGUUAUGGCGGCAGUUACAGGAAAUUGCACUUGCAUAGUUAAAUAUAGAGACAGAGUUACAUGGAGAGCCAUAGUUACAUAGAGAUCCAGAGAUCCACAGAGCUACAUAGAGAUCCACAGAGUUACAUAGAGAGCCAUAUAACUACAUAGAGAGCCAUAGAGUAACACAGAUUCAGUGACACAGAGAUUCAUAGAGUUACAAAGAGACUCGUAGAGUUACACACAGACUUAUUUCAGCUGGUAAGGCCCAUGGAGCUCAAUAGUUGUGCUACAAAGACGACCACAGGCCAAGGCCAUCUUUGUUAGUGAGCAAAGACAACUUUAAAAUGUGCCCCGAGUGUGCGUGGCCUGACUUUAUUUAUUAUUUAUUCAUUCCUUCUCGGUGGCUCUUAACAAUUUUGCUUUCAAUGCCUCGUCAUAUAUUCCCAGGGCCAUUGUCUCCAACGCAAGAGAUGGUGCGCUGCAAAAAAAAAAACCACCGUGAACUCCGGCUAGUGGGCGGCCUAGCCACUCGGCCUGCGUCCUCGUUCCGUGGCGAGCGGCCCGUGGCGAGCGGCCGGCCCAGCUGGGCUCGGAGGAAGCGCAAUCGGCUCGGAGGAAGAGCAUUCGGCUCGCGAGCGAAAGGGCGAUCCCAAGGGGGAUCGGCAACCAACAAUAACGAGAAGCAGACACUUUCUUUUUUUGGUUCGAAUUCGGUAGAGAGCUCGAUAUUUCAAGAGCCGCAAUGCACGUGAACACACACGGGGCACAUGCGCUACGUCACGAGGGAGCCCCGUAAGAGAGCCGCAGGUUGCAGACCCCCUGAGCUACAGCCGCUCGCAAUCGAAACGUCGCAAAUUCUUCCCCUAUUGGUUAUCGACUCGGCCCAUCAUCCCGUUCCGGGGACGUCCCAUAAAGCGAGUACCCCGAUUCCGCUGGAGAUUAACACAUCCAGCGUCGCCGGGUGUUGACGGUGCGGCUCUGCUCUCACGUAAGAGCCACCCCCCCCCCCCCAGUGGCAGCUGCCCCUGUGCGGCACGAGGUGACUGCGAUUUGGCAGGAGUCUGCCAAUCGGGGAGGGGUGAGGGACGAUGAUUGUUUUCCGUUACGUGUUGUGUGAUCCCGUUUGAGUUAUAUUGACAAUGUCAUGUUGGCUCGGGACCCCCAUUUCUCCAGAUGCCCCUCCCCCCUCAUCCCUGUUGUCAAAAAUUAAAAACUUUGCCCAGGCAUCUUAUGCACGUUGAACUUCUUUCGCACCGCACGUAGCCAACCGUGCUAAUCGCCGGGGGUGCGGGAUAUAGAUCGUACGGAGUGUUAUUAGAUUCACGAAGUUCGUACAAAGAUCCCCCCGUGUAGACUUUACUUAGUAGACUGUCGGGGCAAGUGCCAUUAGCAGGCGCCCGUGAAAGCCGGCGGCCAAAACCACACGUGGCCAAUGCCACGUCAAGUUGGUGUCGAAGGCUCGCUGAUGGCUGGAGGUCACGGGAUAGACCCCCAGGUACCAUGGGCUGACCGAGACGACUGGCAGAUGCACCGCCUGUGCUCCCCACUCUGCCAACGUUCUACAGCGUCUUUUAUCCGCCCGGCGCUCCGCUUGUUGUUGUGAGCGUCGUUCCCCUCUGUCCUCCGUUGUUGUUGGAGGGCGACUGCCUCCCAACUGCCCAGUAGCGUUCCAGGUCGUUUCUCUCUCGAGGCGCUCUGUCUCCCUUCCUCCGGACGCGGGCUUGCUUGUUUAAAGGCAGUGCUGAUGGUUUCCUCUCCCCCAUGAGACACUCGGCAACUCUGAGCGAAAGCCGAAGUAGAUUUUUGAGUGAGAGCGUGGAUUCGGGGGGGGGGGGGGGGGGGACCGCCAACAUCGCUGCGUGAAUCAAUGGACUCGUCUGUGAAUUAAUUGA